This is a messenger RNA of Mercurialis annua (annual mercury), 1952 nucleotides long. Its product is annotated as apoptosis inhibitor 5-like protein API5. NCBI's taxonomy places the organism in Eukaryota, Viridiplantae, Streptophyta, Magnoliopsida, Malpighiales, Euphorbiaceae. The record is from RefSeq and is a predicted model, not a curated record. Gene Ontology annotation, biological process: regulation of programmed cell death. Gene Ontology annotation, cellular component: nucleus. The coding region runs from base 18 to 353 and encodes 111 amino acids. The transcript is spliced from 6 exons. Gene Ontology annotation, molecular function: mRNA binding.
CAAGAGACAUAUUUCUAAUGGCCAGCUUAUGUGCAUUGCUGUUAUGUGAAUGCAUGACCUUCAUCUUAAUUCAGCAUUAUCGACCUGAGUUGCGAUUGGCCGUCUCUUAUGCUACAUUGAGAUCGGGAAAAGAUGACUGUUACCUGAAGCAGAAGAGGAACUUGGUUCAAGCAAGGAACCUGCAAUUCUAUCAGUUGAGGAUUGAUUGUCCUUCCUUUGUUUUUGGGGCUGCCACGUGCAGAACAUUUGCAAAUGCAUGUCGUUUAGAGGAUUUCAGUCAUAAUGGGAUGCAUAAGACCAUUAGGACUUCUCAAGAAGUCUAUAUUCAUCCAUCAUGCGCUAUUCAGAAGUGAAAGAUAGAGUAGCGACCUUGCAUGCAAUCUGCAAUGCCAACAAAUGAACAUUCGGAGGAAGUUGGUGAAUGUGAAAAUCCUGUGCUUUGUAAGAAACCGUAUUCAUUCUUUUCAGGAAGAUGGUGAAUAACCUUUGUGAAAGGAUUGAACCAAAAAAUACGGUAUAGGUCUUUGCACAUGAGUAACCAUCCAUCCUUACAGAAAAGGAUUGAACUGUCCGACAACAAGUCAGGAAUUGGAUCUUUCAUAAAAUAUGUUUCGGACCUCUUCAUGUCGAUGAGGUUGAUAGUUCCAUGUGUGAAGAACAUGAAGCAUGGAUAGAAAAUUUGACUGCUUUGUAAACCAAUGCCUUUGAUGGUCCAAUAUAGUGUAGAAGUAAAGGACAAAAGCUUCUUGCAAACACGGCGAAAGCAUAUAUAUUCAAACAGAAAAAGGCGCUCCCAAACAAGUGUCAACACUUCCAAAGGCAAAUCGAUAAAUAUGUUCUCUGUCUCUUCUACUUCUGCUAUGAGCUCGACGACCACAUUUUCUUUUGCAUAAUCGUUAUUAAGAUCAUCCUGCUCCUCUUGCUCAACUCCAUUAGCCAACCUGAAAUCUUGUGGCAUCAUCCAAAACGGCAUGUAGUUUUGCUUUGUUGCAUCAUAGCAAUGCGCAGAAAUCGACAUACAUUGUUUUUCCUGGUUAUAGCAAAACACAUUACUCUCAUCAUCUUCAUCAUGAAAGAAGUAAAUCCAACCUGCUUCAUUGCAUAUCGACAGUUGGUCUGUUAUUGGUUUUUGUUUGUUUGUUUAUUUCUUGAGUCCGGUUGCCCCACAAUUGUUGUGCAGAAGUUGUAGUCAAGGCUGCCAAAAACAGUAGGACUGGAGAUAAUGCUUUGGCUUUUGAAUUUUUAUAAUUAAUUACCUGCUUGAGAAAAUGAAUAUGAAUUUUUACUCUUUAAUUGCAAUUUAUUCCCUUCUUAGUUUUAUAAUAUUAUUAGAUUGUUUGUGUUUUUAGCAUUUUAAUUUUGUUUACUUGUUUGAGUGUGCAUGAUGUUUCCUUUUAAACGGAUUUUAUUGGUUAAAUAAAUCGAAUCUAUGAUAGGUAAUGCACGUACUCUCGGAAAGUCAUGUACCUAAUUAAGGUAUGUAAUUUUCAUCCCAUGCUUCUUAUUGUUAUAGCAUUUGUUUGUUGAUGUUUAUGUAAGUGAAAAGUGUUACUGUCCAUCAAGGAAAUCCAUAUGGCAAGAGGUGUUAUCAUGAUGAUCUCUGCCCAUUCCAGCCAGCAGAUUUACCCAUUGGUGUGAUUGUAACCUGGGAUUAAGAGGCUCAAAUGUGUUGAGUUGAUUAUGGCAAUGGCCUGGUUCAAAAAAAAUAAAAAAUACUCUGUACUUUUUUGAUGUUUUGUUUCUUUAGUUUUUAAUCCUAAAGAUAUUCUGUAAUCUCUAUAUGUUGUUUCUUUUUAAGAUUUUCGAUACUCUAUUGUGAAUAAAAAUUUCCUGCAGGAAAUUCCUCUAGACCGUGUGGUGGCAGAUAGUAUUUAUUUUGAAACUGGUUAAUUAACAAGGGCAGUUCUUGGUUAAUUAAUUCGUUCAGUCCAAUAAAACUUAUUUAUUUUCAA